AUGACUUUGUCGACUCUUAACGACGACAUCCUCCGUAUCAUCGCCGAAAUGCUUUUCGUCGCACAAUGCAUCCCUCUCUCAAUAGUGUCUCGCGAUCUGCAUGCAAUUACGCGGCAGUAUGUGUUCGCGUCAAUUACUAUUCGUAGCGAGGAACAGCUAGUCAAGAUGCACGACCACCCCAUCCGUAACGUCGACAAUCGCCUGAUCUGGCCUCGAGAAUUGACUAUCUACGGCCCGACGGAAAACGCCCGCUGGGAAUGUCCAGCCAUUGAUGCGCUGGUAGGCAUCUUCGAGCACACGCGGGAGUUGAAGGCUCUGGGGCUCCACUGGUCUGAGGCGAUGAUCGACUGCGAUGCACGGAUCGGGGAGCAUCUGGCUGCAUUGCCGAAUCUCUCGGACAUCCGCCUGCUCGCUGUCGGGCCAACAACACUUGCUGUCCUAUGCAAAAUGGUCAGCAGGCUGGAGAAGGCAUGUCUGUCAUCCACCAUGUUUUCCUCCAAUCGUACUCUGCGAUACAUAGCUAAAGCCGCUGUGCUUGGCAACGUCAAGCGGCUCAGACUCCGUAACUUCCAAUUCAUUGUACUAUCUGAACUGCAGCUUCUCCCCAAACUCGCCGGGGCCCAUCCACAGCUAGAAGUCCUGGAUCUCGACCGGAGUGCCGUAUAUUCCUGCCUUAUCCUGUUCCCCAACCUACGCAGGUUGACGAUUCUCAAUAGCAAACACAAUGGCGAAAACCGCCUACAGCGCCCUGGCCAUCCCGUGGAGCAACGACACUUGAAUUACUUAUCGGUUGAGCCGACCUACCUACAUCUCAUCCCAAGCCUGGGCAUCCAUAGCGAUUACCUGCGUCUAGUACACACCGAGUCGCAGGACUUCAGUGCUAUCGACAUUCUUGAUGAUUUUGUUCGCACCGCCGCCGUCCUGGAGUUGAGCUUGAACUCGACUCGGAUUGAAUGCUACACCGGAGCCUGCACGAUAUUGGCAAGGAAAAUCUCAGCAGAAGUAUCAAAAACAAGGUACUUUAUCUUGACGACCCAAUGGCAGUCAUAUUCAGCGAGCCGGUGGAUGCAGACUAUCUCCUCUUCGCUACUAUCGUCCUCGCAAAUCCUUUGCAUACGGGUUCAUGUGACCCAUCCAAACGAAGGAGAACCAUCGCGCGAAACAUGGCUAGCCUUGCUGCAGCGAUUGCAGAGCGUCCACAUUUCUUCGGUACCCUCGCUCCGGUUCUAUUUCCAGCAUAUCGAGGGCACUGAUAAUCCGCGGAUACCAAGUGUGCCUUCGUUUUCCACCUGGGGGCGGGUCGAGGGCGAUGGCGGUGACCGCACGCUGCAGCCGAUCCCCAAUUGGCAGGGCGAGAGGAUCCAUCGCUACCUGCAAUCUCCGGAGUUCUGUCGUACGUUACAUUUCGACGAGGAAACGGCGCUGCAAUACUCCGGCCGAUGA
Messenger RNA from Fomitopsis serialis, 1443 nucleotides. RefSeq lists its product as uncharacterized. The transcript has 3 exons. The coding region runs from base 1 to 1443 and encodes 480 amino acids. Lineage: Eukaryota; Fungi; Basidiomycota; Agaricomycetes; Polyporales; Fomitopsidaceae. The record is from RefSeq and is a predicted model, not a curated record.